Molecule: messenger RNA, 4621 nt
Organism: Cynoglossus semilaevis (tongue sole)
Lineage: Eukaryota; Metazoa; Chordata; Actinopteri; Pleuronectiformes; Cynoglossidae
Gene: ncapd2
Product: non-SMC condensin I complex, subunit D2
Exons: 31
Biological process (GO): mitotic cell cycle; mitotic chromosome condensation; meiotic chromosome condensation
Cellular component (GO): condensin complex; nucleus; condensed chromosome, centromeric region
Molecular function (GO): histone binding
Source: RefSeq, a predicted model, not a curated record
CAACAGGCUCGUCGUUUUGGCGCGAUGUCUAUAAAAUUUCAAACCAGACUAGUUGGAGGCAGUGGUAACGGAAGCUGCGAGUCUGUAGCUACAGACCAGCUUCGUUUCUUUCUGGACCACAGGCUUUUAAACGCCAGCAAUGUCGUGGGAUUUUAUUUUACCCCUUUGCCUCGGGGAUUUGGUGAAGACUGGUGGGAUCAACCAAUACGUAGUACAGGAUGUGGUCUCCCCGAAGCAUCUACCAUCCAGUGUCAACAAAUUCAAGAGUGCCCUCAGAAGCAAAGGGCCUCUGUGUAUCCUGGAGCACUUUGAUACUGGCUACAGUGUGCUACAACACUGUAACUCAGUGGAGCUGGGUGUUAAGGAGGACACUCUGGAAUUACUGGUCCAAGUGGUCAACAGCCUUGCUGGUUCUCUGCCCGCCGUACUCAUCUCCACCACCACCCUCUCCACCGAGGAGCGCAAAGAGAAGCUCAACGCCGUUAAGAUGAGCGUCUUCCUACUCUGCAAGCUAACGGAGACCCUGGAGGGUCACUCUUCAAGACAGAGUAUUGUCUCUGCUCCUGGGAAGGGUGGUAAAAAGGGUAAAGCUGGCGAGGGUCUGUUACAGUGGGACUCGGAGAGAGAAAGGGUGCUGCAGGUGCUCAUUCAGCUCCUUCAGCUGGAUAUCCGUUCCCUCUGGAAUCUCUCCCUGGUCGAGGAAGAGUUUGUCAGCUGUGUGACCUGCUGUUGUUACAAAUUACUAGAGAAUACGACCAUCGGCCAUGUCAAGAACAAACCCACCAGAGAUGGAGUAAUCCACCUCCUGGGUGUGUCGAUCAAAAAGUACAAUCACCUCCUGGGUGCCAGUGUCAAGGUGAUCCAGUUGCUGCAGCACUUUGAACAUUUGGCGUCGGUUUUCGCUCAGGCCGUGGCUGUUUGGGGCAAAGAGUACGGAGUUAGGACCAUCGUAGGAGAAGUGUUGAGGGAGAUUGGUCAAAGGUCAGGGGAAGAGCUCGCCAGAGAAGGGUCAGGGGUCAAAGCCUUUUCUCUGUUUCUGUCAGAACUCGCUACAAUGGUCCCUGAUCUAAUCAUCCCAAACAUCAGCAUGCUCAUCACACACCUGGAAGGAGAGAGCCACACCAUGCGUGUAGCUGUGUGUGAGGUGCUGGGCGAGGCUCUGGUUCAGGUGCUGUGUGGCGACGGCCUCGAUGACGCUGGUAAAGCGGACCGCGACCGGUUCUUGGACACGAUUCAGGAACAUAUUCAUGACACGCACUCCCACGUCAGGACCCGUGUUCUGCAGGUGUACACACGGAUCGUCAACAGCAAGGCUCUGCCUCUGUGCAGAUACAGCGAAGUGAUGGAGCUUGCUGUGGGCCGACUGAUGGACAAAUCAAUUAAUGUGGUGAAGAGCGCCAUCCAGCUGUUGGCAGCCUUUAUUGCACACAACCCCUACAGCUGCAAGUUGAGCAGUGCUGAUAUGAAGAAGCCGCUGGAGAAGGAAACGGCAAAACUCCGAGAGCUGAAAGAAAAGAUAGACGGGAAAGCACCAGUGGCAGUGAUUAAGGCCUCUGAGCUGUGGGCGGCCAUGGAACCUGAGUUGCUGGUCACAGUGAGGGCAGAACUGGAACCCAGCAGUGAAACUGAGGAGCAACAGGAAGGAGAAAAAGAAAAGGAAGGAGAAGAUGAUAUGGCUACUGCAGUGAUGAUCGCCCAGUACCUCCGUGUCAACAAGUACAGGUAGUCCAAAGUACUAGUACUAGUACUGAGUGUGUCUGCGUGCUUCCCAGAGUCUGAGAGGUUUUCAUCUCUGUCCACUCUCACACCUGAGUCACUAAUGGAAACACUGGCACUGAUUUUCAAAGGCUCUGAUGAGGACGCCGCUGAGCUCAGCCAGAACCUGCCGCCUACCCCACAGAAAGAGCCGGAAAAAGAGGGGGAGGAUGUGGAGCUGAAGAAGCAGCAGAUGCUGGUGCAGUAUCUGAAGGAUACAGAAACCUUUGCUCUGCAGGUGGAGAGAGCCAUUUCUGUUAUCAACACCAUGCUGUAUUGGAAGACCACCUCAGGUACCAGAUGGUCACAUGGUCCAGUCUACACUGUCUCUUUGUUAGACAUCUAUCACAUGAAGUGUGUGUGUGUGUGUGUUUUAGUGGUCCUAUGGACUGUGCAGUUCUGUGUGACGGUGUGUGAGUUCGGUGUCGCCAACUCUGUCAGUGGAGUCAGGAAGAUGUUACCACUGGUCUGGUCCACUGACACGGCCAUCAAAGAUGCUGUUGUUCAGGCCUACAGACGGCUGUACCUGAACCCUCAAGGAGACACCGUCAGAGUGAAAGCCCAGACUCUGGUGGACAGUCUCUCAGAGCUGAUGGUCGAUGCGUCCCUGGGAACAAUCCAGUGUCUGGAGGAAAUAGUGCAGGAGUUCUUCGGCAGUGGCAGCAGUCUCCAGACCACGGUCAUCCAGGUCCUGUGGGAGAGGUUCACGGGAAAACGUGAGACUUCCACUCUACACAAGAGAGCCGCCGUGUUACUGCUGGGCAUGGCUGCACGGGCGGAGAGGGAGGUGGUUCUCAGCAAUCUGGACACUCUGUGUUCUGUCUCCCUGGGAGAAAAAGUAACGGAAGACUUCCUCCUGGCCAGAGACACAGUCAUAACCAUCUGUACUAUCACUGACCACGUCAGGCAAUCAAAAGGAGCUCCAUUCAGACUUUCUCAGGACCAUCAGCUCUUCACCUGCCUCACACAGGCCAUCUCUGAAGGUGUGGUGAUGGAGGACCCGUACUGGCAGAGCUUCAUGGAACAGGCUGUUCGUCUCAUCUACUUCUUGGCUGAAUCUCCAGACCAGCUGUGCUCCAGGCUGCUGCAGCGCAGCGCUCGCCUCUUAUUGGACCAGAUUGCUGAAGGUGGGGAGGGCAACAGAGAACCAGACCAGGUACAAGAGGGUUCUCAAGAGACCAACGAGCAGGGUGAACAGGUCAGCUGCGUGUGUCUGGCCCAGCUCUUGGCGCUGUGCGGCAGCGUGGCCUUCUGGCAGGUGUCCCACCUGGAGCGCAGCGUGAGCACCGAGCUGCGCAGGAGAAGAGGGGAGUCUGAGGAGAGGAAGGAGAAAGAAAAAGAACCGUCCAGCAAAGCCAAGCAAGCAGCUAACGAGAGCGCGAUGGAGGAGGAGCUGGGGUUAGUGGGGGCUUCAGCAGAGGACACGGAGGCCGAACUCAUCAGAAAGAUCUGUGAGACUGAACUACUGGCUGAGGAAAACCUGCUGAGUGCAUUUCUGCCCCUGCUGGUGAAAGUGUGCAGCUCCCCAGGACGCUUCUCCCACCAACAGCUCACCACUGCUGCCUGUCUGGCACUCUCUCAGUACAUGAUGAUCAGCCCAUCUGUGUGUGAGAAGAACAUCCGCCUCCUGUUCACAGUCCUGGAGCGAACUUCUUUCCCAGUUGUCAGGGCUAACGCUGUCAUAGCCCUGGGAGACCUGACUGUUCGAUUCCCUAACAUCUUGGAGCCGUGGACACAGAACCUCUACGCCAGGCUCAGCGAUGAGGUGCCCUCAGUGAGGCAGACGGCCGUGACGGUUCUUACUCAGCUGGUGCUGAAGGAUGUUCUGAAGGUCAAAGGUCAAGUCAGUGAGAUGGCGGUGCUGCUAAUUGACCCCGAGCCCCACAUCACCAGCCUGGCACUGAACUUCUUCAAUGAGUUGUCCACCAAGGACAACGCCAUCUACAACCUUCUCCCAGACAUCAUCAGUCGCCUGUCUGAUCCAGAGAGAGGCAUGAGUGCAGAGGACUUCAACACCAUCAUGAAGCAGCUGUUCUCGUACAUCACCAAAGAGCGGCAGACGGAGUCUCUGGUAGAGAAACUGUGUCAGCGCUUCAGGACUGCCAAGACGGAGCGGCAGUGGUGCGACUUGGCCGUGUCCCUGUCUCUGCUCUCCAUGUGCGAACGCGGCUUCAAGAGGCUGCAGGAAUGUUGGGAGUGUUACAGCGACAAGUUGACGGAGCCCGGCGUUUACCAACCUCUGAUGUCCAUCGUGGCCAAGCUCCGCCGCGGCGCCAAGCUCCAGUUCAAGGCCCAGGUGGAAGAGUUUGAAAAGCUGCUGACGGCCGUUCACACGCGGGGGCUGGAGAACGUGGAAAGCCCCGAGAACGAGGAGGAGAACCAGAAAAGCGGAUCGUCCGAGAUGCCGGCCCUGCGGACGCCGCUGCCCGCCCGCGGCCGCGCCAAAAGCAGAAGAGGUCAACCCAAACCUUCAACUUCUCGAUGCAGCGAUGACAGUUUUGUGACUCCACAAAAUACUCGUCGGUCCAAGAAACCAGUGAUCACCUUCAGCAGUGAUGAGGAGGAAGAUGAAGACGAUGCUGUCAUGGCAGAGAGCGAGACGCCUAAAGUGACCACGCCCAUCGCCCGCACCUCCAGACGAACUCGCCUCAGAAACUAAUUUUAUUAUUGUUUGUUUGUAUGUUUUUAUCUAUUUUAUUUUUUUAAUCCUUUCUUUAAAUGGGGGGUAGGGGGUGUUGAGGGAGGGGAGGGCUUUUUCGAAGCAUUUAAAUUUAAAAAAUUUUUUUUUUCUUACCUGUUGCUGUCGGUCGACUGUGAUUGGCUCACAUCUGUCACAUGUUUCUAAUAAACCAUCGUGUCGACACGG